AUGGCCAUCCAAGGCCUUGGGACCUCCAUCCAGGGUUACCAUCUUGCUUUCUGCAGGAUUGGGGACGCUUCAUGGACUGCCCUGGACGGAACACUCUUUCCCUACAGGGAUCUUGUCUACUUUAGUGACCACCAACUUUUUUAUGCUUUGAGUAGAUAUGGUUUAGAAGCUUGGGAUCUUCGCGAUCCUGCCUCUCCAAAGAGUAGUCUCAUAAUUGAAUCCCUACCCAAAAGUAGAGAGAAAAUCACUCUUUUUAAGUAUGCAUAUCUAGCCGUGUCUUCAAGUGAUUUGUUAAUGGUGAACAGGUUCGUGUCUAACGACGAGCCUAGCUACACGGUUUCAUUUGAUGUGUAUAAGCUCGACUUUUUGAGAAAGGAAUGGGUAUAUUUGUCAAGCUUAGGUGACCGUGUAUUAUUUGUUGGUGAGAAUUACCACUCCUCGGAGUCUUUCUCGGCCCAUGAUUUCCCUGCUGGGACGCUCAUCCCCAAUUCCAUUUACUUCACUCCCGUGGAUAUCAAUGACCACUAUGUUGCAGGUAAUGAGUUGGGUUUUUUCAACUUGGAAGAUAAAAUCAUCUAUUGCUGCCCGUUCUUUAAGAAGAGGAAUCAAGAGGUUCAACCGUCUCCUGCUUGGAUUGAUUGUGCCUCAGCCGUGAAAUUAAGCUAA
Messenger RNA from Cornus florida, 666 nucleotides. RefSeq names its product putative F-box protein At5g55150. The transcript has a single exon. The record is from RefSeq and is a predicted model, not a curated record. Bases 1 to 666 code for a protein of 221 amino acids. Lineage: Eukaryota; Viridiplantae; Streptophyta; Magnoliopsida; Cornales; Cornaceae.